AUGGAGCAAGAGAAAAGCGUCCAACCGAACGACGAUGUCGCUCAAACACCUCCAGAGCCAGAGCCAAAGAAGGAAUCUCCAGAAAACUCAGAGAAGGAAGAGAUUUCUGAGAAGGCCGAAGAUGCAGAAGAGAAACCACAAGAACCAAUCAUGGUAGAUGCAUCCGAGUACGAAGCCUUCAAGAAAUGGCAAGAGAAGAAGAAUGCCAAGGAAUCCAAGAAGGAUAAGAAAGAAAAGAAGGACAAGAAGGAGAAGAAAGAAAAGAAGGAUAAGAAGGAUAAGAAGGACAAGAAAGACAAAGAAGACAAGAAGGAUAAGGAAGAGAAGGAAGGAAAGAAGGAUAAGAAGUGCAAGAAAGAGAAGAAGGAUAAGGAAGAAAAAGAAUGCAAGAAAGACAAGAAGUGCAAGAAGGACAAGAAAUGCAAGAAGCACCACAAGUCUGAUUACUCCUCCGACUCAUCCUCUUCUUCCUCAUCAUCCUCAUCAUCGUCAUCUUCCUCUUCUUCAUCAUCCAGCUCAUCCGAUGACGAAUUCUCACGCAGAGAACACCGCCGCUUCAACAGAUUUGGCUUCCCAUUCCCAUUCCACCCACCAUUUGGAAGACAUUUCCACAGAGAACAUAUGUGCCCACCACCAUUCUUUGGUGACUUCGGCGGACCAUGGGACACAUGCCUCCUCCACCACCACCACCUCCUUGCGGCAAGCACCAUCAUCACCAUCAUCAUCACGGCCCACCAGGCUGGAUGA
Trichomonas vaginalis G3 is the source of this 747-nucleotide messenger RNA. RefSeq lists its product as uncharacterized. The coding region runs from base 1 to 747 and encodes 248 amino acids. Lineage: Eukaryota; Parabasalia; Trichomonadida; Trichomonadidae. The record is from RefSeq and is a predicted model, not a curated record. The transcript has a single exon.